Molecule: messenger RNA, 3564 nt
Organism: Alligator mississippiensis (American alligator)
Lineage: Eukaryota; Metazoa; Chordata; Crocodylia; Alligatoridae
Gene: FLRT3
Product: fibronectin leucine rich transmembrane protein 3
Exons: 3
Coding region: 1058-3007 (649 amino acids)
Molecular function (GO): protein binding
Source: RefSeq, a predicted model, not a curated record
UAACUUCAGACUUUGAGGUGGGCUGUGUGCACGCAACUAGAAUGCUUUCCCUCUCUCACUCCUUCUCAGUCUAGGGGAAGUGAUCUGACACGUUACAAGCUCAUACCAUAGCUGCUAUUGCUUUUUGUUUAUUGGACCUGAACUAAGGGCUUUUAUUACUUCGCAUGACCAUUAGUGGAAUUACGGCUGUUCCUGCAUUGUAAAUAGGAUUUCUUUUUCUCAUCUUGUAGGAUAUUAACAGUUCAAGGGAAGUUUUAGAAGAGGACUUCUCUAGGAUGAAAACAGUGUACUUCUGUUUCUUUAGAAGAAAAUCAUUUGAAGCGCAUAAAUUCUACUUUAAAUAACUCGGUCUUACGGACCACAAGGAAAAAAAUUCUGUAUUACAAAUUUUGGAAAAAAAUGUGUUAAGUGAAAGCUGGAAACAGUUCCUUUCCAAGGAGGUAUGGCUUUAUCAGGAUGUAACUACUGUACAAAGUUUAUACUUGGAUAAUUUGGGACAGCAAAUAAAAACUUUUCUCAACCUCCUGAAGAAUCUAUCAGCUUUCAAGCCUCAGCAUAAUGAAUAGUUUCUAUCACGGGGAACUAAAGUUACUAUCCCAGACUACUACCGCACAUAAAAGAGUUCCUAAGAAUUACAAAGAGAACAAUUUCUGCUAAGGGCAUUACAUCCAACAAAAGAAGCUCCUCAUGCAUAGACUUUAUAUGAAGAAAAAAACAGAAGUCUCACUCCUGCACAUAAUCAGGAAACUGAAGCUUUUCCCCUCUACAACCUGGUGUGCUUAUGUACCAUGAUAAACCUUGGUUGGAUUGUUCACUGAACAUAGUGGAGCUAGACAGGAAGCAUACAUACAUUACUAGGAAAGGUCACUUGAGUAAACACAGUCAAGAAAAACACAACUAUAUGGAAUAAACCAUAAAACUUCAAAAGUCACUCUCCAGAGAAAAAAAAUAUUUAUGUUUAUUGGAUUUCUUCAAGCACAAAAUUUACUCACACCUUUAAAUAAGGUUGUUGAAGACCAGAAGACUAAACUGUGUGCAAAUCUCACCAUUCCUGACCAUGAUUGGUAUAACUUGGAACAUUUUCCUAAUUUGGACUAAAAUAGGGCUAUUGCUUAAAAUGGCACCUCAUUCUGUCAGCGCUAAAUCAUGCCCUUCAGUGUGUCGCUGUGAUGCAGGUUUCAUUUACUGUAAUGAUCGUGAUUUGACAUCUAUCCCUACAGGAAUUCCAGAGGAUGCUACCACUCUGUACCUUCAGAACAAUCAAAUAAAUAAUGUGGGGAUUCCUUCAGAACUGAAAAACUUGCUUAGGGUAGAAAGAAUAUACUUAUAUCACAAUAGUCUAGAUGAAUUCCCUACCAACCUUCCUAAGUAUGUUAAAGAACUACAUUUGCAGGAAAAUAAUAUAAGGACUAUUACUUAUGAUUCACUUUCACAAAUUCCUUAUCUGGAAGAAUUGCAUUUGGAUGAUAAUUCAGUUUCUGCUGUGAGCAUUGAAGAUGGAGCUUUCCGGGAUAACAUCUAUCUCAGACUGCUUUUUCUUUCUCGAAAUCACCUUAGCACCAUUCCCUGGGGUCUGCCUAAAACGAUAGAAGAGCUACGCUUGGAUGAUAAUCGCAUUUCCACAAUUUCAGAGCUGUCCCUUCAAGAUCUUACAAAUCUAAAACGUCUUGUUUUAGACGGAAAUCUUUUAAACAAUCAUGGAUUAGGAGACAAGGUCUUCGUGAAUCUAGUCAAUCUAACAGAACUGUCAUUGGUCCGCAAUUCCCUUACAGCUGCACCGGUAAAUUUGCCAGGCACAAACCUAAGAAAGCUUUAUCUCCAAGAAAAUCAUAUAAAUCGUGUACCACCCAAUGCUUUCUCUUAUUUAAGGCAAUUGUAUAGACUAGAUAUGUCCAAUAAUAAUCUAAGCAAUUUACCUCAGGGUGUCUUUGAUGACCUGGACAACAUCACUCAAUUGUUUCUUCGUAACAACCCUUGGCACUGUGGGUGCAAAAUGAAAUGGGUACGUGACUGGCUGCAGUCAUUGCCUUUAAAAGUUAAUGUACGUGGACUGAUGUGUCAAGCACCAGAGAAAGUGCGUGGAAUGGCUAUCAAGGACCUCAAUGCAGAACUAUUUGAUUGUAAGGAUGAUGGUAUUGUCAGCACCAUCCAAAUAACUACUGCAGUACCAAACACAUUAUACCCGGCCCAAGGACACUGGCCAGUUUCUGUGACCAAACAACCAGACAUAAAGACUCCUAAUUUGAACAAAAACUACAGAACCACAGCAAGUCCAGUACGCAAAAUCAUUACAAUUUAUGUGAAAUCUGUAAGCACCGAAACGAUUCAUAUUUCUUGGAAAGUUGCACUACCAAUGACUGCUUUGAGACUGAGUUGGCUGAAGAUGGGUCACAGCCCUGCCUUUGGAUCUAUAACUGAAACAAUAGUAACAGGAGACAGGAAUGACUAUUUACUGACAGCCCUUGAGCCAGAAUCACCAUACCGUGUAUGUAUGGUUCCCAUGGAAACCAGUAACCGCUAUCUCUCCGAUGAAACCCCUGUUUGUAUAGAGACUCAGACAGAACCCCAUAAAAUGUACAAUCCCACAACAACCCUAAACCGAGAGCAGGAGAAAGAACCUUACAAAAACUCUAAUUUACCUUUGGCUGCCAUCAUAGGGGGUGCAGUGGCACUAGUAGCUAUAGCCUUGCUUGCUUUAGUAUGCUGGUAUGUUCACAGAAAUGGAUCCUUGUUCUCGCGGAACUGUGCAUACAGCAAGGGACGGAGGAGAAAAGAUGACUAUGCUGAAGCUGGAACUAAGAAGGACAACUCCAUCCUAGAAAUCAGGGAGACUUCUUUUCAAAUGAUACCAAUAAAUAAUGACCAAGUGUCCAAGGAGGAAUUUGUAAUACAUACCAUUUUCCCACCUAAUGGAAUGAAUCUAUAUAAAAAUAACCACAGUGAAAGCAGUAGUAACAGAAGUUACAGGGACAGUGGUAUUCCAGACUCAGAUCAUUCCCAUUCAUGAUACAGAAGGAAAUGAUGGACUUUGGUUUGUUUUUCUAACAAGAAAUGAAUGACUUUAAAGGUUGCUGUUCUACUGCAAAACACUGGAUUAAAAGACUGACAAAGCAAUGUACUGUACAUUUGCCAUAUAAUUUAUAUUUAAGAACUUUUUAUUAAAAGUUUCAAAUUUCAGGCUACUGCUGCGAUUAAUGUAGCGGGGAUACCUGACCACAAUUCUAUAUUUUAGUAUUUUUUAGUAAUUUGUACUGUAUUUUCCUUGCUAAUAUUGAAGUUACAGACCAUUUAACUUUUGUGUUCUACUGAGUAAGAUGACUUGUUGACUGUGAAAGUGAAUUUUCUUGCUGUGUUGAACAAUCAGGACUUUGCAUUCGAGAUCCUUGUAAGUAUAAGCACAGGCCAUUUUUCACUUUGGUAUUAAUAAAAUGUUAAACCUGGCAGAUUGAUGAGAUUAAAAAGCCGCUGCAAAAAUUCACAGAACUACAAACAAUGUUGGGACUAUUACAUCUGUAAACCACAACAACACUCAAUAAACAAAAAUGUGCGUAGUAAUGGGCAAUA